UUGUAUUCAUUGCUACAUCUCUCCAGAGGACAAUCAUACAACACUAAAAAAAUAAUUAAAUGUUUGAAGACGGAAGGCUCUAGUUUCUUCUUCUGUAAUUUUACCACAAGUGAUCCUGAAUUUCACAUCCAUGGCGCCCAGCUCUAAGCUUCACAUCGCUAUGUUUCCUUGGCUAGCCUUUGGUCACAUGAUCCCUUACUUGGAGCUCGCCAAGCUCAUAGCUCAAAAGGGUCACAAGGUCUCCUUCAUCUCCACUCCUCGAAACAUUGAUCACCUCCCCAGACUCCAUCCAAAUUUCGUUCCUCUUAUCACUUUUGUGAGGCUUCCAUUGCCUUGGGUCGACGGUCUCCCAGAAAAUGCCGAGGCCACCUCUGAUGUCCCAUAUGACACCGUCCAAUACCUUAAAAAGGCAUACGAUGGUCUCAAAGAACUCAUAACCAGAUUUCUUGAAACUUCAGAUCCGGAUUGGCUUCUUUAUGAUUUUGUUCCUUGCUGGCUUCCUGAAAUAGCUACUAGGCUUGGCAUUUCAAAUGCUUUCUUCAGUAUAUUCUUGGGGUCGACACUGAGUAUUGCGAAGCCACACUCUGCAAUUGAUGAUCGCAAAAAACCUGAAGAUUUCACUGUCCCGCCCAAGUGGGUUUCGUUCCCUACUAAGGUGACGUUUCGUCUAUAUGAGAUCUUAAGAGUCUUCGACUUCGUAACUGGCAAUACCUCUGAUGUUUCAGACAUGGAUCGUCUGCAAGAGGUAAUUAGAAGCUGCGAAAUGGUUGUUGUGAGGAGCUGCAUGGAGUUUGAACCAGAAUGGCUACAACUACUAGAGGACAUCCAUGGGAAACCGUUUAUACCAGUUGGUAUGCUUCCCACCACAGAAUAUGAUAACGAUGAGCAAAUAGACACGUGGAGGUCAAUCAAACAGUGGCUAGACAAACAGGAGAAAAGAUCUGUAGUGUAUGUAGCAUUUGGUAGUGAGGCGAAACCGAGCCAAGAAGAGCUUACUGAGAUUGCUCUUGGGUUAGAGUUAUCUGGGUUGCCAUUCUUUUGGGUGUUGAGAAUGCGUCGUGGCUUAGCUGAUACUGAGGUUCUGGAAUUACCAGAUGGGUUUGAGGAGCGAACCAAAGGACGUGGUGUGGUGUGCAUUAGUUGGGCUCCUCAGCUCAAGAUCUUAGCUCAUGACUCAGUUGGUGGUUUCUUGACUCACUCUGGGUGGAGCUCAGUUGUGGAGGCACUUCAACAUGAGAGAGCUCUUAUUCUCUUGACAUUCUUGGCGGACCAAGGUUUUAAUGCUAGGAUUUUGGAGGAGAAGAACAUGGGUUACCCAAUACCAAGGAACGAGUUUGAUGGAUAUUUCUCAAGGGACUCAGUAGCUGAGUCACUGAGAUUAGUAAUGGUGAAGGAAGAGGGUAAAAUUUACAGAGAAAAGGCCAAAGAAAUGAAAAGUUUGUUCGGAGAUAGGGAAAAACAAGACAAGUACGUGGACAAUUUUCUGGGUUACCUGCAAAGCCAUGGACGUCAAACAGAAUCCCAAGAAAGUUUGACAAGGUGAAUGGUGCCAGCCGAUUUUCUUUUAUCCAGUUGGACAAGUUAUAGCUAGGUCAUCCUCUCUGAUGCAGGAGAGCUUAUCCUUGUGUUUAACUUAUUUCCUACCUCGCGGGUUUACUAGCUAUUAUUUUCGUAUUUUGUAUUGUUAAAUUUGAAUUCUAGACCUCAACUUAUGUAGAAUAAUUUUACUUAACUUGAGAUUGUAAGAUUAAUUUUUUUAGAAUUGUAAACUUAUUAAUCUAUGUAUGUAGAAUGAGUGGAUGGAUGAUCAUGUUAGAUAAGGGAGUUAGACUCUCAUUUUAUCUUAUAUUGAGUUGUUGAUGAUUGUGAGGGAGAGUUGAGCUCCCCAUAUA
This is a messenger RNA of Hevea brasiliensis (rubber tree), 1892 nucleotides long. Its product is annotated as UDP-glycosyltransferase 91A1. Gene Ontology annotation, molecular function: UDP-glycosyltransferase activity. The coding region runs from base 131 to 1543 and encodes 470 amino acids. Lineage: Eukaryota; Viridiplantae; Streptophyta; Magnoliopsida; Malpighiales; Euphorbiaceae. The transcript has 3 exons. The record is from RefSeq and is a predicted model, not a curated record.